UCUCUCUUUCUUAAGUCUCUCUCUCUCCUCUAAUUGGCUUCCAACUCCAUCCCUAUUCCAUUGAUCCCCACCAAACCCUACCUAGCUCACAAAACUAGCUCCCAUGGCCAUUUCUCAAUACAACACCAUUCUUCCCUUCAAAUCCCACCUUCACAACUCUCCCCUUCAAUCCCAUACCCAAUUUUCCCUCCCAUUUUUCACCCAAAAAUCUCGGCUCCAUUUUUUCAAUGACCAGGUCCCUGUCCAACGACCACAGAAGACUUGGAGGACGCCGCGAAGCUGGGGCAAGGGACUGAAAGUGCUUGACGUGUCCAGACCAGCUCACACACACCUCUACGAACCUCGUCACACCACCAAAUCACUCACCACCCCACACGUCCUAUCCAAACCAAUAACCGACGUCAAAACAGAUACAGCAACACCAACGGAACACGAAAUACACGAACCGAGUAGAUUAUCCGACUGCUGGCGAGACUUCCACGGCGAGAACGACUGGGCCGGGCUGCUCGACCCGAUGGACCCGCUAUUCCGAUCCGAGCUGAUCCGGUACGGCGAGAUGGCCCAAGCCUGCUACGACGCCUUCGACUUCGACCCGUUCUCCAAGUACUGCGGUAGCUGCAGGUUCACGCCUCGCGAGUUCCUCGCGCGCCUCGGGAUGGGCAGCUCCGGCUACGAGGUCACGCGUUACCUCUACGCGACCGCCGACAUCAACCUGCCCAACUUCUUCAAGAGGUCACGCUGGCCCCAGGUCUGGAGCAAGAACGCCAACUGGAUCGGGUACGUCGCGGUUUCGAACGACGAGAAGUCGCGGGUUCUGGGACGUCGCGACGUCACCAUUGCGUGGCGGGGCACCGUGACCCUGCUCGAGUGGGUCGCGGAUUUAAUGGACUUCCUCCGCCCGAUCUUGGCGGAUAAGAUCCCAUGUCCCGAUCCGACGGUCAAGGUCGAAUCGGGUUUCCUGGGUCUAUAUACGGAUAAAAACGAGGAGUGUCGUUUUUGUAAAUACUCGGCGAGGGAGCAGGUUUUAACCGAGGUAAAACGGUUAAUGGAAUUGUACCCUGACGAGGAAAUGAGCAUUACGAUAACGGGGCACAGUUUGGGAAGCGCGUUGGCUAUCGUAAGCGGGUACGAUAUCGUUGAAACCGGUAUAAACGUGAUGGAUGAUAGUCGGGUUGUGCCUGUUUGUGUUUAUUCGUUUUCGGGUCCCCGGGUCGGGAACGCGAGGUUCAAGGAGAGGGUGGAGAUGUUGGGGUUGAAGGUGCUGAGAGUGGUGAACGUUCACGACAUGGUGCCGAAAUCGCCGGGGUGGUUUUUCAACGAGGGCGUGCCGAGGGCGGUGAUGAAGGCAGCGGCGGGUUUGCCGUGGUGUUACUCGCACGUCGGAGUCGAGUUGGCGUUGGAUCACAAGAGCUCGCCGUUUUUGAAACCUGAUGCGGACGCGGUUUGUGCCCACAACUUGGAGGCUCACCUUCACUUGCUUGAUGGGUACCAUGGCAAGGGGCAUGGAUUUGGGCUGUCAAGUGGGAGGGACCAUGCACUGGUGAACAAGGGCUGUGAUUUUCUAAAGGACGACUACAUGGUCCCACCUAAUUGGAGGCAAGAUGAGAACAAAGGGAUGGUAAGAGGUGAGGAUGGCCGUUGGAUACAGCCUGAACGGCCCAAAUUAGAUGACCACCCCAACGGCAUGUACCUUCAACUCAGCCAAUUGGGCCUUUGAACGAGGAAAAGCUUGUAUGCGAAAGAUUUUAUUUAUGCGAGUACUAGAUUCGACCUUCGUGCAAGGCAUCGAAUGUUAUGGCAGUUGAAGGGAAUAAGUUAUGAUUUAGGAUAGUAUUUUUUUUUUGGUUUUAAUGGUAUAAUUGGAACUGAAAGAAAGAUAUGGAAAUAGCUAUGAAGGUACAUUACAUUGAUUGAUUAAAGCAG
Messenger RNA from Rhododendron vialii, 1923 nucleotides. Its product is annotated as phospholipase A1-Igamma1, chloroplastic-like. The transcript has 2 exons. The record is from RefSeq and is a predicted model, not a curated record. The coding region runs from base 104 to 1717 and encodes 537 amino acids. Gene Ontology annotation, biological process: lipid metabolic process. NCBI's taxonomy places the organism in Eukaryota, Viridiplantae, Streptophyta, Magnoliopsida, Ericales, Ericaceae. Gene Ontology annotation, molecular function: glycerophospholipase activity.